Camelus dromedarius (Arabian camel) is the source of this 4339-nucleotide messenger RNA. Its product is annotated as WASH complex subunit 2. The transcript has 31 exons. The record is from RefSeq and is a predicted model, not a curated record. The coding region runs from base 138 to 4160 and encodes 1340 amino acids. NCBI's taxonomy places the organism in Eukaryota, Metazoa, Chordata, Mammalia, Artiodactyla, Camelidae. Gene Ontology annotation, biological process: chromatin organization. Gene Ontology annotation, cellular component: nucleus.
AGGUCACGUGCGCUCCGGUCACCUGAGGCUCGGUCACGUGCCAGGGCCGCACCGCCUGCGGCUCGGCUUCCGGAGACCUGCGGGGCUCAGCGGGGGCGGUCGUGCGGCCCCGGAGCUCACCAAGCUGCACGGCCGGGAUGAUGAACGGGACCACCCCCGACCAGGAGCGGGCGCCGGCGUCCGAGCCCGUGUGGGAGCGGCCCUGGUCGGUGGAGGAGAUCCGCAGGAGCAGCCAGAGCUGGUCGCUGGCGGCGGACGCGGGCCUACUACAGUUUCUACAGGAAUUCUCACAGCAGACUAUCUCUAGGACCCAUGAAAUCAAGAAACAAGUGGAUGGACUAAUUCGGGAAACUAAAGCCACAGAUUGUCGUCUGCAUAAUGUCUUCAAUGACUUCCUUAUGCUGUCUAAUACCCAGUUCAUUGAGAACCGCGUCUAUGAUGAAGAAGUGGAGGAGCCGGUACUCAAGGCUGAGACAGAAAAACCAGAACAGGAGAAGACCCGGGAACAGAAAGAAGUAGAUCUGAUUCCUAAGGUCCAGGAGGCUGUGAACUAUGGCUUACAAGUGCUGGAGAGUGCAUUUGAGCAACUAGAUAUAAAAGCAGGAAAUUCAGACUCUGAAGAAGAUGAUGCUAAUGAGCGGGUGGAAUUGAUCCUGGAGCCAAAGGAUCUGUACAUUGAUCGUCCUUUACCUUACUUAAUUGGGUCAAAGCUAUUCAUGGAGCAGGAAGAUGUAGGCCUUGGAGAGCUUUCUAGUGAAGAAGGUUCAGUAGGCAGCGAUCAUGGUAGUAUUGCGGACAGUGAAGAAGAGAACGAGGAAGAGGAGUCAGAUGAAGAUUUUGCCAAUCACAGUGACAAUGAUCAAAACCAGCACACUGCACAGCUGAGUGAUGAAGAAGAGGAUGAUGACGGUUGUGACAUUUUUGCUGACUCCGAGAAGGAGGAGGAAGACAUUGAGGACAUCGAAGGAAAUUCCAGACCUAAAAGAAGUAGACCUACGUCAUUUGCUGAUGAGCUGGCGGCUCGGAUCAAAGGGGAUGCCGGGAGCCGGGUGGAAGAGGAGCGAACAGCCUUUUCCCCAGGGGAGGCCAAACCUCGGAAGACGCUGAAGGAGAAGAAGGAAAGGAAAAGCCCCUCAGGUGAUGAGGAAGAUAACCUCUUUGCACCCCCUAAGCUGACGGAUGAAGACUUCUCGCCAUUUGGUUCUAGAGGUGGCCUGUUCAGCGGAGGGAAGGGACUUUUUGAUGAUGAGGACGAGGAGAGCGACCUCUUCACAGAAGCCCCCCGGGAUCGGGACGCUCGAGCCCCUGUUAACGAAGCACCGUCAUCCUCCAAACCUGGAAAGAAAAUCCCAGCAGGAGCCGUCUCUGUAUUCUUAGGGGACACUGAUGUGUUUGGUGCUGCCUCUGUUCCAUCACUGAAGGAGUCCCAGAAGCCCGAGCAGCCUGCUCCGGGGAAAAGCUCGCACCCGCCAGCGUCUGCCAGCCUCUUCGAUGACGAAGACGAUGAUGAUGACUUUUUUGCGGUCUCCCAUAGCAAGCCUUCCAAGACAGACAAAGUCAAAUCCACUGCCAAUAUCUUUGAUGACGAGGAAGGAGAUCUGUUCAAAGAAAAAGCAUCAGCUUUGCCAGAAGCCUCUGUGAAUCAGACAGAUGAAAAUAAAGCAAGACCAGAGAAAAAGGUUACCCUACCUUCGAGCAAAAAUCUCAAGCUCUUGUCAGAAACAAAGACUCAGAAAGGUUUAUUUUCGGACGAGGAAGACUCUGAGGAUUUGUUUUCUUCUCAAAGUGCGACUAAGUCAAAAGAUGCAUCUGUCCUGCCCAGCAAACUCCCUGCCUCAGUCUCGCUUUUUGAUGACGAAGACGAAGAGGAUAAUCUUUUUGGGGCUACAGCUGCUAAGAAGCAGACCUCAUCUCUACCAACUCAGAGCCAACAGAAAGCAAAACCCUCUGAGCCUUCCAAAAAGAAAGUGUCUGCCUUAUUGUUCAGCAGUGAUGAGGAGGACCAGUGGAAUAUUACCAAUUCACAGACCAACUCAGCAUCUGACAAGCCUAAAGAACUUCGGGACCCUGGGGCCACCCAGGACCAGGAGGUCAAGGCUGUGAAAAAGACCAGCCUCUUUGAGGAGGACGACGACGACGACGAUCUGUUUGCUAUUGCGAAGGACAGCCAAAAGAAGACCCAGAGAGCAUCACUCCUCUUUGAAGAUGAUGGUGACAGUGGAAGCUCCCUGUUCGGCUCCCCUCCCACAUCUGUUCCUCCUGCAGCAACGAAAAAAGAGACUGUCCCUAAAGGAACCCCUUUGCUGUUCAGUGAUGAAGAAGGGAAGGAGGAGGCACAGUUCGGGGUGAAACCUGUGGCUCAGAAGCCUGAGACUGCCAAAGGGUCGGCAGAAUUUGGGAGGACUCGUGUCACUGAGGAGUCCAAAACGCAGGAAGCACCUUUGAAUGUAUCUAAUCAGGAAGCAGCCAAGCAUUCUGAUUUAUUUUCACCAUCAUCUUCCCUGGACAAAGGAAGUAAAAGUAGAACUAAAACGGUUCUUAGCUUAUUUGAUGAGGAUGAGGAUAAAACGGAAGAUCAAAACAGCUUCCAGGCUCCGAAGAAAGAAGUAGGAAAGAGUCCUGAGCCUGAGGCCCGCCCCAAGAGCACAGGCGUCUUCCAGGAUGAAGAGCUCCUUUUUAGUCACAAGCUCCAGAAGGACAAUGACCCAGAUGUUGACCUUUUCUCCGGCACCAAAAAAACCAGGUUGCUGGAGCCAAGUGUUGGGAGCCUAUUUGGGGAUGAUGAAGACGAUGAUCUUUUCAGCUCUGCCAAGUCGCAUCCUUUGAUACCAGAAAAGAAGAAGGUAGUGAAAAAAGACCAGUCUGUUUCCUCUUUCAAGAAUCAGAAACAUCCUGAAUCCACUCAAGGUAUCAAAGAAAAAGGCAUAUGGAAAUUGGAGACACCUCAGGACUCUCCAGGUCCCGCUCCAUUUAAAAGCAAAGAGCCAUCCCCUCGGAUCUGGAAAAUACAAGCAAAUUUAGCAAUUAACCCAGCAGCCUUGCUUCCUGCAGCGACGACCCAGAUCUCGGGAAAGAAGCCUGUUUUGUCGGAGUUGGAUUGUCCUUCGUCUGAACCCGGGAGGAUCCACAGUCCAGAAAGUGUGCCUGCUCUUCCCGGGAGCGGGGAGGCUGGCGUGAGUUUUGAUCUCCCAGCUCAGGCAGACACCUUACCCAGUGCCAACAAGAGCCGGGUCAAAGUGAGAGGGAAGCGUAGACCACAGACGCGUGCAGCCCGGAGGCUGGCUGCCCAGGAGUCCGGCGAGGCUGAGGACAUGAGCGGCCCCAGAGGAUUUGUUGCCCAGUUGGCAGAUGGCACUACUUCACUGGAUAGUCGUCAGCCACAGCCCAGGGCGACUGGUGGAGAAGAGAGGUCUGAAGAGGCCGUGGCAGCUGCGACUCCAACUUGGGCAGGUGGUCCUGUGCUGGGAGUGGACAGAAGCCCCUUUGCCAAGUCUCUGAGUCAGCCUCUGGAGGGUGACCUUUUUGAUUCUGGAGACAUCUUUUCCAAGGGCAUCACAUCUCAGUCCACGGGGAGAAGAAAAGCCAAGGGGAAGGCAGCAGACAGCCCGGCCAACCCGCCCGGGGGGAGUAAAGAAAAAAGCCUCCUGUUUCCUCCUCUGGGGGAAGCAGGCAGUGACGACGAUCUCUUCCAGUCUGUUAAACCAAAACCAGCGAAGAAAACGAAUCCUUUUCCUCUCCUGGAAGAUGAGGAUGAUCUCUUCACAGACCCAAAAGGCAAGAAGAAUGAGUCAAAACCCAACAGUCAGCAGGAUGUUCUCUCAAAAACAGAAGAUAUUUUUGAGGAUGAUAUAUUUGCUACAGAAGCAAUUAAACCUUCACAAAAAACAAGAGAGAAGGAAAGAACAUUUGAAUCCAACUUGUUUGAUGAUAACAUUGAUAUCUUUGCUGACCUAACUGUAAAACCCAAAGAAAAGUCCAAAAAGAAACUGGAAGCUAAGUCUAUAUUUGAUGAUGAUAUGGAUGAUAUCUUCUCCUCUGGUAUCCAGGCUAAGACAGCCAAACCAAAAAGUCGAUCUUCACAGACAGUACCUGAACCAAGAUCUGAACAGAAGGUGUCCGGCAUAUUUGAUGAUCCCUUGAAUGCCUUUGGAGGCCAGUAACGUGUACAGGGUAUCUUUCAGCUACAUCCUUGAGUUAAUGAUGCUGUCUUGAGUGCUCAUUGUCUUAACUGGAUUAUAAAAAGCAAAUACUGAAACAGCUACCCAACUUACUUAGUAUUUUUCUGUACUAGUUUUAAUCAUGCUUAAUACUGCAAAACAAAAAUAAAUGUUUCACAGUG